Messenger RNA from Aspergillus tanneri, 528 nucleotides. RefSeq lists its product as uncharacterized. Bases 1 to 528 code for a protein of 175 amino acids. The transcript is spliced from 5 exons. Lineage: Eukaryota; Fungi; Ascomycota; Eurotiomycetes; Eurotiales; Aspergillaceae. The record is from RefSeq and is a predicted model, not a curated record.
AUGUACGUCAACUGCGACGAUAUUGAGGCCAAGGCCGGCAUCAGCCACGAGCAGUUCUCCAAGUGGAACCCUUAUAUCAAUGACAAGCGCUCCAACCUCUGGAUGGACUACUUCGUCUGCGUCCACGUCCCUGGCGCCGAGACCACUCCCCCCGGCCCCAAGCCCACCGACGAUGGCCACUCUCCCAUCCAGCCCGGCAUCGCGAAGAAUUGCGACAAGUACCACAAGAUUGUCGCUGGCGACCAGUGCGACGCCAUUGAGUCCAACAAAAUCACCCACGAGCAGUUCCGCAAGUGGAACCCUGCUAUCGAUGGCAAGUGCUCCAACCUCUUGCUGGACUACUACGUCUGUGUCCACGUUCCCGGUGCUCCUAGCACUCAUGGCCCUCAGCCCCAGAUGUCCAACCUCGCCGAACUGCAAGAAGUACCACAAGGCAUCACCCUCAACCAGUUCCGCAGGUGGAACCCCACGGUCGAUGCCAAGUGCAGCAAUCUCUGGGCCGGCUACUACGUCUGCGUUGGCGUCUAA